GACGGGCAUUGCUGCGCCCUGCAGGGCUCACUAUGACCAUCCGUGUGUGCUUGUGCAUUGCAGCUGACCAGACCAGCUCCAGCAGAGGUUCCUCUGGAACCGGCACCUGCUGCCUGAUGUGGUGCCUGGAGCGGCUCCGCUUGGGACCCGAGCACAUCCUGCGGGGCAGAAACCGGCUUUUCCAGGAUCAGGCCGGCCGAGCCACUGCCCUCAGGCCCUCCCGGUGCGCAAACGUGCUCACCCCGGACUGCAUCCCCGAGUUCUACAUCCCCACGCGACUCGCGCCCUGCCCGACCCUGGCUGCAAACCAAGACACUAGGGGCGAAAAAGCAGGGACAGACGACGGCGCGGAGCGCACGGACUGGGACCCACGCUCGCAGGCUGCGCUCUCGCUGCCUCACCUGCCCCGAGCGCGUACAGCCUAUGGCUUCUGCGCGCUGCUCGAGAGCCCGCACACCCGUCGCAGGGAGUCGCUCUUCCUCGGGGGCCCGGGGGCCGCCCCGCUCCUGCCCGCGCUCCGCCCCCGGGCCCGCACCUUCGGCGGCGGCGGCGGAGACCGCCCCCUCAAGCCCCCGGGAAGAGCCCCCAUUGCGCCCCCGGCGGCUCUCGGCGGCCUCCACCCGCACCUGGACGCGCUCACUCUCCGACCCCGUGGCCACCGCCUCCUGCGCGCUCCCGAGGGGUUGCUGCGCCGCGCGCUGCGGACCCAGAGGAGCAGCGGCCUGGCCCGCGCCCGCUCCGUCUCCAGCGGGGACGGGGACGACGACGACGACGGGCGCCGCGCCGGCUCCCGGUCCCCGGCCCGGGCCCCCGCCACGUCCCCUCCGCCGCCCGCAGACCCGCGGCCCGAGCGCCUGGAGGCCGAGGGCACCGUGACUCUGGACCGCGCCGGCGGCGCCCUGCGCCUGGCUGUCGAGUACAAUCGGGACAGCGGGCGCCUCCGCGUCCGGCUGCUCCGCGCCGAGGGCCCGGCCGGAGGGGUCGCCGAGCCCCGCGCCCCCGUCGGCUGCCGCGUCAGCUUCGUCCUGCAGCCGCCGGGCCAGACGCGCCGGCCGCGGGGCGCCGUGGUCCGGCGGAGCCGCCGGGCGGUCUUGGAGCAGGACUUGUGCUUGGACGGGCUCUCGGAGGACGAGGUGCGCCGCCUGGCCGUGCGCGUCAAGGCCGAGAACCGGGGCCGCGGGCUGGAGCGGGGCCGCCUGCUGGGCCAGGGCGAGCUGCUGCUGGGACCCCUCCUGCUCCUCUGAGGGCGCUCCCUGCCCUUGCUCUGCCCCUCGGACAGAGCCUAUUUGUACAAAAUAA
This is a messenger RNA of Kogia breviceps (pygmy sperm whale), 1299 nucleotides long. It is a transcript of the gene C2CD4A, whose product is annotated as C2 calcium dependent domain containing 4A. The record is from RefSeq and is a predicted model, not a curated record. Lineage: Eukaryota; Metazoa; Chordata; Mammalia; Artiodactyla; Physeteridae.